Molecule: messenger RNA, 1922 nt
Organism: Doryrhamphus excisus (bluestripe pipefish)
Lineage: Eukaryota; Metazoa; Chordata; Actinopteri; Syngnathiformes; Syngnathidae
Gene: ada
Product: adenosine deaminase
Biological process (GO): T cell activation; purine ribonucleoside monophosphate biosynthetic process; inosine biosynthetic process
Cellular component (GO): cytosol; external side of plasma membrane
Molecular function (GO): adenosine deaminase activity
Source: RefSeq, a predicted model, not a curated record
AGAGGGGCACCGGGCUCUACAUGCCCAUUCAUUUUAGUGUAGUAUUGUGUACCACUAUUGUGUACUAGUAUUGUGUACCAGUAUUGUGUACUAGUAUUGUGUACCAGUAUUGUGUACCAGUGCGUUGUGACUGUAGAGGCGUGUCUGGCCUCAUCCGAAUGCUUAUAGUAGCAAGUCGCGCUGCAUUGCGCCUCGCUCCACUCCUCCACCGGUCCGCGUCACAGUCCGCCAGCAUGUCACAGCUCCGUGGGCGGCAGGACGUGUUCAACAAGCCCAAGGUUGAGCUCCAUGUUCAUCUCGACGGGGCCAUCCGGGUGGAAACUAUUCUUGAUGUCGCUAGGAGACGUGGAAUCAACCUGCCAGUCAACACGGUGGAGGAUCUGAGGCAGAUUAUUAUAAUCCAAAAGCCGGCAACGCUGACGGAGUUCCUGGGAAAGUUUGCAGAGUACAUGCACGUUGUUGCUGGAGACCGAGAUGCCAUAAAGAGGAUAGCCUAUGAGUUUGUGGAGGACAAAGCCAAGGAAGGGGUGAUUUACGUGGAGGUCAGAUACAGUCCACAUCUCCUCGCCAACACUAAAGUGAAGCCCAUCCCGUGGAACCAGGCAGAAGGCGAUGUGAGUCCGGAUGAGGUGGUGCAACUCGUCAACGAGGGCCUCGGCGAGGGCGAGAGGGCCUUCAAUGUCAAAGCCAGGUCCAUUCUAUGCUGCAUGCGCCACAUGCCAAGCUGGUCUGCAGAGGUCGUGGAGCUGUGUAAGAAGUUUCGCCGUGAAGGAGUGGUAGCCAUCGACCUGGCGGGGGAUGAAUCGCUCAACUGCGAGUCCUAUCCAGGACACCGGAAGGCCUAUGAGGAAGCCGUACGUUGUGGGAUCCACCGUACAGUUCAUGCAGGGGAGGUGGGCCCUGCCUCUGUGGUGAGGGAGGCCGUAGAUGUGCUGAAGGCUGAACGAGUAGGCCAUGGUUACAGGACCCUGGAGGACCAAGCACUUUACAAACAACUCUUGGCUCAAAAUAUGCACUUUGAGGUGUGCCCAUUCUCUAGUAAACUAACAGGUGCCUGCACCGCAGACUUCACCAAGCAUCCUGUCAUCACUUUCAGGAAGGACAAAGCCAACUACUCCCUAAAUACUGACGAUCCAUUAAUCUUCAACUCCACCCUGAACCUGGACUACAGCAUCGCGAAGGAGCACAUGGGAUUCACCGAAGAGGAAUUUAGGAGACUGAACAUCUGUUCCGCCGAGUCUUGCUUCCUACCCGAGCCGGAAAAGAAGGAGCUGCUGGCCCAACUCUACGAGGCCUACGGGAUGAUACAGAGCACUGCCUUUUGAAGCCCGACAUGACGCUACGUAACCUUUACCUCCACAGCCGACACUAAAGAAUGUCUUGAUCCCCGUUUGCCUGCUUCUGGGAUAUAUGGAAUAAGCCUUUCAUAUCCGUAUCACCUCUCAUGUCAUUUCCGACUAACAUUUAUACCUCCGUUUACAGCUGCUACUAAUACAAAAGGUGCAGAUUUGAAGAACUAUGCGUACGUUCUAUGCAUAUCAGCAAACAUGUCGGGAAUGGAUUUGAUGUGCGUGAGUAAAAAGGAGAUAUUGACUGUGAAAGAUGAGUCAAAGGGAUCGAAUGUCAAAGCAUGCCCGUAUGUGCUUUUUUUUUUUUUUUUUUUCCAGGUAAAACUAUUCUAAACCAAAGUCUUACAUUUGAACUUAUUAGGUAGUGUGCUACUGUUAGAACCACACAAAUACUUGAUGUGGGUUUUAGUUCUCACAAUUAACUCCCAAUCUCUUGUGGUGUAUAUGUUUAUUUAAAAAACAUUAAUUUCAAUAAAAAGCACUUGCAUUUAUUACUGCCAUAUUUAAGACAACACACCUUUUGACCAGAAUAAAGCUGUUAUGAAACCGAUUUUCUUGACGCCUCGUUAUAUG